UGUGGCUGAGGAGCGAUGGCGGCCUCCUCAUCUGCCGCUGGUGCUGCUGCUGGUAGUGGUGCUGGUGAUGGUGGUGGUGGUGGUGGUAGUGGUGGAGGCUCAUUGACUUCUCUCUGAUCUGUGAAUCUGAGCAUCGAACAAGGUGAGCACCAAGCUUUGAUGGACACAAUACUCUGUCGGCUCUGUCGCUCUGUGCAGCCUCUCGUCGAGCGCCUCAUCUGACCGUCUUGGCCCAUCCAUCGCAUCUCAUGCAGCACAACGAGCAGCAGCAGCACCCCGUGUCAUACCUGUGUGUCGGGCGGAGGAGCCGCUACCUCCUCAGCAUCAAGGACGUCGUGCGGCUGAGGGCCACCUGCACGUGGCUCAGAGAGCUCUUCGGAGCGGCCCAGCUGAGAGAUCGGCUCAGCCACUCGCUGGGCUCACAGGCGGGGCUGCGGCGGGCGGUGAAUGGGCAGCAAUUGCAGCUGCUGCGGUUCGACGACAACCAGUUCGGCACACAUGAUCUGCUGGGGGCUGUGUGUGUGGUGGAGGAGGGGGGCUGGGACGAGAUGGGCGGGGUGAUUGAGCUGGCAAGGCAGUGCGGCAACUGUGAGCUGCCUGUGACCCUCAGUGGGGCUGACAUCAACACACACGCAAACAAAGCGGUGAGCCGGGAAACAGACGGGCGGGGAGGGGAGGAAGAGGGCUUCAUUCUCUCUCUGUGUGUGUGUCUGUGUGUGGUCUUGUGUGUAGGCGUAUCUGUCGGCUCCCCAUGUGUUGGCGCAGCUCAAGAUGGCCGGCCGCCACGUCCACUUCAAUGACGGCAGCUGCCUGCAGUUGUUCCACCACGCCGAUGGUGAGGUGCGGGCCAUCAAGGACGAGCCCGACUUCCGGCUGGAGGUCGACACGCCUCUCCAUGCCGGCCACCUGUAUCAGCAGCACAGACCGCCACAGGACCCACCGGUGCGUGAGCGCAUCGGCUUCUCGACCGACUACAUCGGCUUCUUGACCGACUACGGCAGAUGGGUGAGACUCGCCGGCCCGGGGAUCACCCAGGCGUCAGUUUCGUCGUUCGCCAAGGCCAAAAUCCUCAGCCACUUCAUCAAUACUCGCCAGACCACCAAUGAGAAAUUCACUAUACUCAACAGGUGACACACCAACGAAAUCAAUGGGGUCGGGAGGGGAACACCACAAAUCACUCGAUGCUGUCUGUCUGUUUAGGGGUGUCGGUGGUGGUCGUCUGGACGACCUUCUCACCCAGUCGCCCCACACACCAAUGGCCGGCUGUACGACGACAGUGAGCUGGGACGGUCGUGUGCGAUGGCUGGUGCUCACCGACGGCAGCCGACCCUUCGUCGCCUGGAUUGUCAUCAGCACAUUUGGAAACGACAAGGGUGGGGGUGAAUGACAAAGAGGGAGUGCUGCUGGAAACGUCGCGUGUUCUUCUUUUCUUUGUCUGCAGUGCGUGUGUGUAUUCUGACGACUGAGGCGGCUGCGUGUGAGGGUGGUGCCUUCAAGCACCGCUUCCCGUUGUCCACUCAGCUGGCUCGCGUGGCGUUGGGGGCGGUGGCGUCAUUCGUAUUCGAUAGCUGAGGCGGGGGGGGCGGCGGGUGACACCAAUCCAUCAGUCAAGACGUGCUGGUGGGUGAGCAGGAAUUCAUCCCCCCUGUCACCAUGUGGCUGAGUACCGCCCUGCUCUGUGCGUGUGUGUGUUUUGUCAGGAGGGCAUCUCAAGCUGGAUGCUGGCUGUCGUCAUUCAUCUCCGUCGCCGAUCGGUUUGUUCCUCACAGACAUCGCCCACCGCUCACUGUGUCAACCAGCUGCUGCUGCCGUGUGACCUAAUGGCUGGCAUGGCUUUGAUGGGUGUGGGUGUGGUUGGGGUGACCAAAAUCUCUGGUGCGGUCCGGUCCUCUGCCGGCCGAUUUUGGUGUGAUGGUCCAGCCGAUGUGUGAGUGUGUUUGGCUGCCUGGCUGACUCACCUGCCUGCCAUAACUCUCUCUCGAGGUGACUGUGGUGGAGUGUGUCUGCCUGUGUGUGUGUGUGUGCUGUGGGUGACGGCCGUGAAAUGACUCAGUUGACUAAGUGAAUUGCUCACACG
Molecule: messenger RNA, 2077 nt
Organism: Vitrella brassicaformis
Lineage: Eukaryota; Vitrellaceae
Source: the annotation of a GenBank genome assembly